AGCAGUUAAAACUUUCCGAUUUAGUUGCUAACAUUUGUUUUUGGUGCUGUCCACAUAUAAAGUGUUUAGCUGUAGCUCAUUUAGCAGUUCUUCAUUUUACAAGAUAAAGGAGAAGAGCCCAUGGACAGCAGGAAGAGGCAACCCAGUUCUUCCAGUACGGGGAGUUUGGUCUUUUGGUCCUCCUCGUUCCCCCGUCAAGCAGCGAGGGUCCUGAUCGUGGAGGCAUUGCCCCCCGGUUGGUCAGACACUUGCUCCGUGCUUUGUGAUGCCUUGGACAACUUCCUGUCGCUGGCCUGCAGCCUGGAUGGACCCUGCAGGAUACCCCUCCUCAGCCUCUACGCCAUCAGCAGGCAGCCAGAGUGUCUGCUGCCAUUUGUGCAGGUCCGUGGAAAUUUGGCCAGGCUGCAUUCCUGCGUGGAGGAGCUGAGGUCUGUUCCAGGUGAAAGUUGCAUCAAAAGUGCAGCCAAAGGAGGCGAUCUGCUGCGACAGGCGGUGCUGGACAGUAUGCAGCAGUUUAAGCAGUAUAUCAGACACACCAGCACAGGCAACCAGGCCUCCAGCAACGCAUCUGUGGAGGUCACCGUGGUGACCAGCCAGCCGGGGCGCAGCCUGAUUCAUCAUUUGGAGAGCGGGCUGAAAGAAGCUGACCUGGUGCCACUCAGGCGGCUCCUGGUUGUUCAGAUUGUUGGAACGAAUGACUGGAGCCUGGACUCCCACUCACCUGAAGCCACAAUGACUGAAGACUCACUGAUGUUGGGGACGGAGGUGGACCUGCAGCAGGUGGAGAACAGCGUUUUUGCCAUGGAGACGGUGUUCAAGGCGUGGCUCCAGGAGCAGGGGGGAGACAGGGAGCACCUCCACCUGCUGCUGCCCAGCCCCUCUGACAGCCCGCUUCCAGUUUGUGUGAAGUGUGACAUGCUGGAGCGUCUGAUAAGCCCCGCCCUCGUCCCCUCGACCCCCAGCCUGGGCGUUAAGACAGAGAGCAUUCGAGACUUCCUGCCGGCGGUCAAGGGCCCCGGAAAUCAAAGCCCGACUCCUCAGAGGCUGAGAGUGAUCAAGGUCCUGCAUGCAGACGGAGUGUGUGAGAGUGUGCUGUACGGGCUGCCGCUGGUGAUCCGGCCCACCACCUGCUGGCAGCUGGACUGGGACGAGAUGGAGACCAACAACAGCCUUUUCCAUGCACUCUGCCAGACACUGCGGAAUCAAGACUUGUUCCUGCUGCUGAUGGUGGAGCCUGAUAAGAAAUCCCCAGCUGGAGGCUCAGGUGUGUGUUCCCACUACGUCCUCCAGCCGUCUCCGUCUGUCUCCCUCCUCCUGAAGCCCGUCGCCUCCAGAGAGCUGCUGCUGCCUUGCUCUCUGCCCGUCUCAAAUCAGAACCCCUCCCCGAAUGCCAUGCAGAGCAUACAGAGUUGCCUCUCUCAGCUGGAUGAGGACUUUGUGUUGAACCCUCUCCUGCUGAGCAGCAACCUGUACCAGCACCUCCGCAGCAGAGCGCUCCUCUCACAGCCACGGUACCCGUACAGGCUCCAGUCGGCAGCCGCCCACAGAGAGCAGCAGCCGCAGGCGGCAGAAAGCAGCAGGAACACAGGCGGCCGACAGCAGCGGCAGCCUCCAAACCGCCAGCCUGGACCCAGCAGCAGGGUCAGGGCCACCGUGGCUCCGCUGCCCUCCGCCUCCCCCUGCUCCUCCUCCCUGCUGGGACCCCCUCCGGCGAAGGCCUCCCGCCCCGCGCUGCACUUCCUCAGCAGCGGCCGCCGGGCCCCGGCCCCUCCUCUGCAGGAAGACGACGGCGGCGAUGACUGUUUGAUUUUACAGUAAGAACAAUGAAUGGUGAGUGGAAGAAAGGAGUCAGAGAGAAAGGGAGAGGUGAGCGCCGCGCUGCAGAGGGGUUUCCCUGCAUCGGCAGCAGACCUUAGUCAGCACAAAUACGCUCUCAUUUGGCUAAUUGGGCUCGCCGUAAAACAUACGAGCGCCCACAUGGCUCUUAAAGUAUUUAAAGAGAUUGUUAAAAAAAAAAAAAAAAAGACGAAAAAUGCUUUAAUUUGAGGCUUUAGUCCCGUGGAAAUGUAUUCGAAGCCUUUGAAUUAAUCGAAACCACAAACGUUUGGUGUGUUUUAUUGGGAUUUAAGGUUACAGAGCAGAACUGUGAAGAGGGAAGGAAAAUGAUAUGUGGUUGUCAUUAUUUUUCUUAAAACGGUGAAAAUCUGACAAGUGUGGUGUGCAUUUAAAUUCACCCAACCACCCAAAUAAAACCCCCAUCAAGCCACAUUAUGCUUUAAAACCUUCAAAUUGUUGUUUGUGAUAUAACCUCAAGCUUUUUUUGACUUUGGAUGGGAAGCCCCAGUGAACAUCAGCUGUCAAGUCUGGGCUUUGACUAGGUCAUCUCAAAUGACCCAAACCAAGUCCUGUAACAGCCGUUUUGUGACCAGGAUGCUGCGUUGUUUGUUUCUUUUGGUUUUACACACUCAAACUGGACCGUCGUUACUAAUUAGGUGACAUUCAAAGACAGCUGGUUUUACUUGCGGAUAUCAGAGUAAAGGUGUGUCUGAAUUACCAGAACAUCUUAUAGUAAGAGCUGAAGUGAACCUGUGAAGCUGGGCAGAACGCUGAGGCAGCACACUUCAAAACUGCAAACCUAUAAAGAGUGAAAACCACGAGAUGAAGGGAAGCAGCAGGACAAUGAAGGCUUCCUUCAGUAAUGAGGAGGAAGAAAGAACAAAAGGUUCCUCAUGUAGGCAGAUCAAAGCUUCUGUGAAAAAAAUCACUUCCUGCUUUUAAUGUAAGACCCCCCAAAAGACGAGAGUAAACACACCACGUAUGUACAGUGAUGUGUGCAUGAAGCCCCACAGACAGAAACACACACAAGUGCGCGUUUCUUUUCAUUUUGGCCCUUGAACCCCCAGUUUGAACACAGCGUCUCUGUUAUAAAGCAGCAGACAGAGGGGCCUCUCUGCUGGGCCCCUCCCGCUCCAGGGGGGGCCGCAGCCUGCAAGCAGAACCAAACGAGUGAUAAAAAUCUCCAGCGUGAGUCUUCUGUGAAACGGCGAACGUAGAAAAUGAGAACGUUUCCGCGGUGCUUUUGGCCGGGCGGUUCACGCUACGUCGAUGAAGCGGCUUCGUUUGCAUUUGCUCCCGUUUAGUCGAUGAUUCACGCUCUUGCGUAGAUUCCGCUCGGUUGAAACACAUUUGUGUCGUCACUCGUCUUAAUUUAUUCCUCUUCAGGAAGCUGCAUCAUCCUCACACACACACACACGCGGACAGACGCUCACACAGAGUUAAUCGGGAUCCCGCCAUUCCGCCCCCCCCUGAACCUCGCAGCGCCGGCGAGUGACUUGCAUGACACCGCAGCUCCUCCGCGUUCGCAAACCCAAAACCACAACGAAACGUUUUGUUCCCAGAGGCCUAAAGUUCGGACCUCAGCAACGUUCCGCUGACGUUUCACCCUCGUUGUUUUCUGUGACGUCUUUUCUCGUUUAAUUACUUUAAAAAGCGGAGAAGUUGAGUCGGCGCGUGCAGAUUUCAUAAAUUGGUUCAGGCAGAGCAACGGCAAGCCCCUCUGUCCGCGUUGAGGGUCAAAAGGUCGGCGCUGGAGGUCCUUCUGUUUGAUCCUGACGCUGUCAGACACACUUCACAUUUAAAUAAAAUCAGAGGACAAAACUGUGCUUGUUUCUGCUUUAAAAGCCUUUUGUGUUGUUCUGCUGUUA
Messenger RNA from Poecilia reticulata (guppy), 3704 nucleotides. The record is from RefSeq and is a predicted model, not a curated record. Lineage: Eukaryota; Metazoa; Chordata; Actinopteri; Cyprinodontiformes; Poeciliidae.